CUGGAGCCAAUCAGCUGUCAGAGCACCGUGAUAAAUCGCAAUGCAUUAUUGAUAAUAAUAAUUACGGGUCGACAUGCGCAUUUCUACUUGAGGCUUUUUUUUGCGCGCGUGUGUGUGUAAUUUUCCCAAAGAAGAAGAAGAAGAAUUUGCAGAAGAAGGAGCGGAAUAUUGUUGGCAACUCUUUGCUCCUGAUGGUUGCACCAUGUCGAGGCGCAAGCAAGCCAAACCGCAGCAGAUCAACUCCGACGAGCCCGGCUCCUCGGGAAACGGGACUCCUCUCGAGAAUAACACCAAGGAAACUUCAAAUGAAGCCAAGAGAUUCCGAUUGGACGAGACGCGCGUCUGCAACAAGUGUUGUGCUGAAUUCUUUGAUGAAGCAGAAUUUCUAGAACAUGAGAAAAAAUGCACUAAAGGUCAGCAGGUGGUCAUCAUGGGAGACGGCAAUGAAGUGCCCGAGGAAUAUUCCCAAAGCUCUCCCGAAGGCCUUACCAGUGACCAUGACGACGACGACCAGUCCAGCAGCCAUUCCCUAUCAAAUGUCAAUACGGAACAUCUGGAGAGAGCGGAGGAAGACUCUAGCACGAACCCAGAUGACUCCGGACAGCACGAUCAGACGGAAAUGCCCGAAAGCCCCGAGCUGACUUUCCGUCCCCCGCAGAAAAUGCAAAAUUCAAACGUCACUCUUGAAACCAUGGCGGACACCAAAGUGGCCGUCUCCCAACAUUACUCAAACCUCACGCCUCUUUCCUCGUCCCAAGAGGUCCUGCAGGCCAUCCCCGUUAUCUUGGAACAGUUGGUGUUCCUCCAGCAACAGCAGCUCCAGCAAAUCCAGCUCACGGAACAGAUCCGAAUCCAAGUCGCCACGAUGACUCCACAGGGCCUCCAGUCAUCGGUAGCCGCGGCGAUGGACCCUUUGAAAGCCCUCGGAGCGCAUCUGUCGCAACAGCUGUCCGCUGCAGCAGCGCUGAUAGGAAAACGGACCGGCAGUCAGAGCCUUUCUAUGGCGACCAUGAAGCAAGGCAAAGUGCCUCUGACCCCCGGCAUUCCUCCCUCUCUACCUGGGCAAAUGGACUCUAUGACUUCUAAAACGGGCAUCCCAGAUCUGGCUACCCGCUCGCAGCUGCCCCAGUCACCGAGUGUCAUGGGUUUCACCAGCACCUUCAGUAGUAUCCAAUCGGGGAUGGACUCCUCCAAAAAAGUGAAGACAAAGACUGCAAAUCCCCUACCAGAAUUAAAGAACGGCGACCCCUUAUACAGGCACAAGUGUAAGUACUGCGGGAAGAGCUUUGGCAACGACAGUGCUCUCCAGAUUCACCUGCGUUCUCACACCGGCGAGAGGCCCUUCAAGUGUAACAUUUGUGGGAACCGCUUCACGACUAAAGGAAACCUCAAAGUGCAUUUCCAGAGGCAUCGAGACAAAUACCCUAACAUUGGCAUGAACCCUCAUCCCGUGCCAGAGCAUCUCGACAACAUCCCCACCAGCAGUGGCAUUCCCUUUGGCAUGUCUGUGCCCAUGGACGAGUCGAACAUGACCGACGUUAAGCCCAUCAUGGGUCAUCCUGCUGCGGCUGGCUUCCAGCCGUCCCCCGCACCCAGCUUCAAGACAACAUUUGACAACUUUGCAGGGGACGCGUUUUCGCAGCGACCCUCCCCAUCAACGAGUGAUGGCUCCCCGACGGUUUGCUCGACUGUGUUUGGCCAAGAGACUGGAGCGGCUCAGAGGGACGCUCAUCAGGGAGAGCUGCUCGGAGCGCUGCAGCAUCUGAACGGCAACGUCCUCCUCCGAGAACAAAGCUCCGGAACCGCGAAACUUCAGCAGAUGGUGGACGGCCUGGAGAAGAGGACCAGCGACCCCAACGAGUGUGUAAUCUGCCAUAGGGUGCUGAGUUGCCAGAGCUCUCUCAAGAUGCAUUACCGCACACACACGGGCGAGAGGCCCUACAAGUGCAAGAUCUGUGGCCGCGCGUUCUCCACCAAGGGCAACCUCAAGGCCCAUUACGGCGUGCACAGGGCCAACACGCCCCUCAAAAUGCAGCACUCGUGUCCCAUCUGCCAGAAGAAGUUCACCAACGCUGUGGUUCUGCAGCAGCACAUCCGUAUGCACAUGGGCGGGCAGAUCCCAAACACCCCGAUGCAAGAGAACCAGUUUGACGCAUCUGACGCAACAGAGUCCUCUCUGUCAGAGGAGAAGUCCGUGGAAAUGAACGGUUUCGAAGCGAGCCUGGAGGACCACGAGGCCGAGCCCAUCUCUCAGAAGCCAAACGACUCCUUGGAUUCCUUUCGGCCCGCCCCAGAGGAAACGCAGCAAAACCAUGCCGCUCCCGUCAUUUUUUCCAGCCUCGAGGUCUUGAAGAAUCUCACCUCCGCCCUUGCGCUGCAGCGACAGAGCAGCACCGCUUCGGAUGGAGAGGGAGCGUCCAAAGAACCCGCGUCGGCUCCCAGGGAGCAGGUGCAUCAGAAUGGCCGCAGUCCCGCCAUCUCCGAGUCCGCCGCGUCGUUUCACUCCUCCUCCUCCCCACUCAACAACAACAACAACAACAACGCUAGUAUGAGCAAGUCUCCCGAGUCUGGUGUUGAUGAAUUUGCCCAUAGUGUGUCCAAGCCGGAGUCUGGUGCCACCGCGCAAGGUGGCGCAGAGUCCAGUGGGGCCCUUGACCUCACAGCUUACAGCAGCUUCUCCCCGAAAGUGAUCAAAGAAGAGCCGAUUAUGCCAUUCAUAAAUGGAGAUUACGGUCCCGGCAACAUGACCUUCAUGAGAAUGCCGUCGAGCCUGGCCAGCCUGGAGAUGAAGCUUCCUCCUGAGAAUCCCAUGGGCCCUCAUGGUUUGUUCAGCUCCCACAUGCCUCAGGGAACCUCCAUGCCUUCGUCCAUCUCCAGUGCACCGCGGCGAUCGUCCAAACAGCACGUGUGUCAUGCCUGUGGCAAGAACUUCUCAUCCGCCAGCGCCUUGCAGAUCCACGAGCGCACCCACACAGGGGAGAAGCCGUUCGCCUGCAACAUCUGUGGCAGGGCUUUCACCACCAAGGGAAAUCUAAAGGUGCACAUCGGCACUCACAUGUGGAACAACGCGUCGCGGCGAGGCCAGCGACUGUCCCUGGACAACCCCAUGGCGCUGAUGGCCAUGAGCUCCGAGGCCAAGUUGUUGCCCGAGAUCCUGCACGCCCCCAAAGAGCUGGGCGUUCCCCCAAUGAACUUUGACCAGUCUCUCUGGAACCAGUAUGCAUCCGCCUUCAGCGGGGGCCUCACCAUGAAGACCAAUGAAAUAUCUGUCAUCCAGGGCGGUGGCAUCCCACUCCCCGGGAGUCCCGGCGGUGGGCCUCUGAUCGGAUCCACCGGAGGAGGCCUCAUGAAGAUGGAUGGAUCCCACUCUGGCUUGCCCGCCAUGGAAAUUGAGAAGACCAGUUCAGACAGCGUGCCGAAAUUGCAGUUCCCACAUUUCAUGGAGGAGGGUAAAAUUGCAGUUAACUAG
Molecule: messenger RNA, 3469 nt
Organism: Pungitius pungitius (ninespine stickleback)
Lineage: Eukaryota; Metazoa; Chordata; Actinopteri; Perciformes; Gasterosteidae
Gene: sall4
Product: spalt-like transcription factor 4
Exons: 4
Coding region: 203-3469 (1088 amino acids)
Biological process (GO): regulation of transcription by RNA polymerase II
Cellular component (GO): nucleus
Molecular function (GO): RNA polymerase II cis-regulatory region sequence-specific DNA binding; DNA-binding transcription factor activity, RNA polymerase II-specific
Source: RefSeq, a predicted model, not a curated record